AUGAUUGUUGAUGUGUUUAAUGUUUUUGACCAGCCUUUCUUUGCUUAUGCUCGUAUUAUCCAGAAACUUGGUUUCCCAGCUAAAUUUAAGGACUUCAAGAUUCAGAACAUUGUUGGCUCUUGUGAUGUUAAGUUCCCUAUACGGUUAGAGGGUCUUGCAUAUUCCCAUGGUGCUUUCUCAAGCUAUGAACCAGAGCUAUUUCCGGGUCUAAUCUACCGAAUGAAGCAGCCUAAGAUAGUUUUGCUUAUAUUUGUCUCUGGAAAAAUUGUUCUAACAGGAGCCAAGGUGAGAGAUGAGACUUACACAGCUUUUGAGAACAUAUAUCCUGUGCUUACUGAGUUCAGGAAAAAUCAACAAUGGGUUUGA
This is a messenger RNA of Gastrolobium bilobum, 366 nucleotides long. RefSeq names its product TATA-box-binding protein-like. Gene Ontology annotation, molecular function: DNA binding; RNA polymerase II general transcription initiation factor activity. Gene Ontology annotation, biological process: DNA-templated transcription initiation. The transcript is spliced from 6 exons. Bases 1 to 366 code for a protein of 121 amino acids. The record is from RefSeq and is a predicted model, not a curated record. NCBI's taxonomy places the organism in Eukaryota, Viridiplantae, Streptophyta, Magnoliopsida, Fabales, Fabaceae.